Lachnellula hyalina is the source of this 1044-nucleotide messenger RNA. RefSeq lists its product as uncharacterized. Bases 1 to 1044 code for a protein of 347 amino acids. The record is from RefSeq and is a predicted model, not a curated record. The transcript is spliced from 3 exons. Gene Ontology annotation, biological process: NADPH regeneration. Lineage: Eukaryota; Fungi; Ascomycota; Leotiomycetes; Helotiales; Lachnaceae. Gene Ontology annotation, molecular function: nucleotide binding; oxidoreductase activity. Gene Ontology annotation, cellular component: cytoplasm.
AUGUCAAUCGGCGUAGCAAUCAUCGGCAGCGGUAUCUUCGUGAAGGAGCACCACUUGCCCGCCGUCCAGCUCGCUGACCACCUCACGCUGAAGGCUAUCUAUUCGCGUUCCCUCAAAUCCGCACAAGAACUAGGUGUCAAAGUUGACCUCUACUCUGAUGAUUCUGGCGCUGGAAAAACAUACCAUGACUUGCUGCUCGACGACUCCAUUGCCGCCGUCAUAAUUGCUCUGCCCAUCCUCAAACAACCUGAAUACAUCGAAGCCGCACUCGCUGCAGGCAAGCACGUACUUUCCGAAAAGCCAAUCGCCAAGGAUCUCAAGGAGGCUCAGCGUUUGAUUGAGUAUUCGAAAAGUGACAAAGUAAAGAGCGGUGCAACCUGGAGCGUUGCAGAGAACUAUCGAUACUUAGGGAGCUUUGUGUAUGCAAGACAGGAGGUACAGAAGUUAGGACGCAUCUUGGGGUUUACAGUCAAGAGCUUUGGCAACGUGGGUGCUGGCGACAAGUAUUUUGAGACGCCGUGGCGUCAACAUCCUGGAUAUCAAGGAGGUUUCAUUCUCGAUGGUGGUGUCCACUUUGUUGCUGCAACCAGGUUGCUCUUGGGAGAGGAGGCCAAACCCGUUGCUCUGACUGCUUAUUCGACGCUUCUCCGAGAACACCUUCCUCCAGUCGACACCAUCAACUCUAUCUGGCUAACCAAGUCUGGCAUCUCUGGCACCUUCUCAGUUUCCUUCGGCACUACACUCUUUGGUAGUGACUAUUCGAUUGCAUGCGAGAAAGGCAGUGUGUCGGUUUUAGGAAGUAAAGUAAUUGUCAGACAGGGCGAAGAGAAGGACGGUAAAUUUUCCGAGGUUGACUUCAAGAAAAAAGGCCAAGGGAAUGGAGUUGAACAGGAGGAUGCUGCUUGGGGCGAGGCACUUACCAAGGGUCACACCCUCCCGAACCAAUCUCCCGAGGAAGCUCUUGCGGACUUGGAGAUCCUCGAGAAGAUUUUGAGGAGCGGAGAGGCACAGGGCAAGUCAGAAACGUUGCAGUUUCAGAUCUAG